AUGUACGAUUUCCGUCGUAAGAGUAUGCCUAAAAUUCCAAAAAGUUUUGAAGAUUCAAAAGUUCAAAUAUUUGAUAGAUGCGAAAAUAUAUUAAGUAAUACUGGUGAGUUAUUUUGUCAUAUGGAAACAAUGUCAAGUCCGGUAAUGUUUACUUGUGCUACUAAUCUUGAAAUAUUAAGUCAAUGUUCUCAUAUAUUCGCCGAUGGGACGUUUUCACAUUCCCCCAAAUAUUAUGAACAACUUUAUACUAUUCAUAUAUUGCAAAAUGGUUUUUAUAUAGUACCUAUAGUGUUUUGUUUUUUGACUUCAAAAUCAACUCAAACAUAUAUUGAUAUGUGGCUUACAAUUGUAAAAUUGUGUUUGAAAUUGACUGGUAUAAAUAUACAACUAUCAUUGGCUCAAUCAACUUUUCAUUUCGAUUUUGAAAAAAGUGCACAUACCGCUGUUAAAGAAAUUUUCCUGAACUGCAGAAUUAUGGCAUGUAGGUUUCAUUUAAAUCAAAGUUGGUUUAGACAUAUUCAAAAGGAUAAUCAGCUAUUAAAUGAGUAUAAAUCAAGUUCUGUAUUGGGUGUUUGGCUAAAAAAAUUUUUUGCUUUAGGAUUUCUACCAGCCAAUUUAAUAGAAAAUGCUUUUUUACAUUUAAUUGAAAAUGCUCCUACGUCUAAUUUUGGAUUUGCCGAUUAUUUACUUAAAAAUUUACAAUGUCGAUAA
Messenger RNA from Macrosiphum euphorbiae (potato aphid), 711 nucleotides. Lineage: Eukaryota; Metazoa; Arthropoda; Insecta; Hemiptera; Aphididae. The record is from the annotation of a GenBank genome assembly.